Alosa alosa (allis shad) is the source of this 1393-nucleotide messenger RNA. RefSeq lists its product as uncharacterized. The transcript has 12 exons. Gene Ontology annotation, biological process: mitochondrial fusion. Lineage: Eukaryota; Metazoa; Chordata; Actinopteri; Clupeiformes; Clupeidae. The record is from RefSeq and is a predicted model, not a curated record. The coding region runs from base 11 to 1126 and encodes 371 amino acids.
GUCACUCUGGAUGGCGUGGAUGGACAGCUGCAGCCGUCUUGGUGGGAUGUCCAGACCCUGCUUCGUUACACCAUGGUGUACAGAUCGUCCACCCUGUUCUUCUGCGGUCACCGCUGAUGAGAACUGUGUGCUUGAUGCAGAGGGCAACCGUGACACCUACACCACCACUGAUGCUGCAACCAUCAUCAAGUGGCGCUGUAGUGAGGUCGUCCGUGCAGUGUCUUACCAUGAGCAAGAGUCCAAGUUGUUGGUUCUCAUGGAUGGAGUUCCGGUCAUCCAGACAUCCAAGACCUACAAGCGGGUGACCUUGUCUGCCAACGGAUCACUGGUGAGCUCAGAGAGGUCCGAAACCACCUCCGUCCCGGCCCCUGUGGUCCCUGACCCGUCUGCUGAUGGUGCUGCUGGUGCUGCUGACGCCUCUGGUCCCACUGACCCACCUGGUGCUGACGCCUCAGCUGCUGCUGACGACACCCAGAGCUCUGCCCAGGGAUCAGAGGACAGCUGCCUCCUGCCUGAGGCUCGGGAGGUGCCCUUCAUCUUCAACUUCUUCCAGUCCAAGAACCUGGAGGACUUCUCGACCAGACUGACAGCCCUCAGGCAGGCCUUCACCAUCCUACUCAGCGACGCCCAGCAGUGCAACUACGCCAGCGUUGCUGUGAGGAUGAUCCUGCAGAACCUGGCCACGCUGAAUGGGAGGGAUGCGGAUCUCUUUCAGCGGGCCUUUGAUGACCUGGUGGCCUACGUCCAGAACCCGGAGAAUGCCCUGAGCAUUCAGGUGGAGCUUCUGGAGGCGAGGAUCCACCACAUCAAUGUGCUUGACAUCGUGUUCGAGUUGGUGCUGUUUGGCAUGUUUGAUGUGGCUCAACGCCAGCUGGUCCCUCGGGUGCAGGGUGGGUUCCUGGACCGACUGCUUGCAGUGGUUCAUGCCUUCCUGCCCUUUGAGGCCUGUUCACCAGCUGCACAUCAAUAUUGGCAGAUGCUGCAGGCGGACGUCCGGGCGUUCCUGGAGGAGGUGUUCUCUCUGGACCUCAGUGUCUACAGCCGUUUCCAGGUCCUCGCCGACGGGCUUUUCAGCUGUCUGGAGCGCCGGGUGGACCAGCUGCUGAGCACGCUCCCAUCGCCCUAAUAUCCUUUUUAAUACUCUCGAUAAAAUCAAUAUAAAAAAAAUGAUAUAAUGAUAUAAUACAGUAAUAUAUUACAAAGUCAAUGUCUUAACACCUACCCUCUAUGACCCCCCCUUUUACAGAUGCUACCUGUUGCAGUUUAGUUGGGGCCUACCAGUACCUUCCUGAGGACUAAGUACAUCCAAGGACACCUGGAGGAUCUGAAGACUCCUGGAGACAUCUGAGGACACGACACCUGGACAUCUGAGGACGUUGCCACACCAUGCAGA